UCCCAACUGCCCAAACGACUUGGACAGAACUUAAACAUACAGAAGGGAAGAUAAAGAAAAAGGCAGCCAUGGGGAAGAGAGUGGCCAUCAUCGGAGCUGGUGUCAGUGGCUUAGCCUCCAUCAGAAGCUGUCUGGAAGAGGGGCUGGAGCCCACCUGCUUUGAGAGGAGUGAAGAUGUUGGGGGCCUGUGGAAAUUCUCGGACCAUGCAGAGGAAGGCAGAGCUAGCAUUUACCAGUCUGUCUUUACCAACUCUUCCAAAGAGAUGAUGUGUUUCCCAGACUUCCCAUAUCCUGAUGACUUCCCCAACUUUAUGCACAACAGCAAGCUCCAGGAAUAUAUCACUGCAUUUUCCAAAGAAAAGAAGCUCCUGAGAUACAUACAAUUUAAGACCCUUGUAUCUGGUAUAAAUAAACGUCCUGAUUUCUCAGUCACUGGUCAAUGGGAUGUUACCACUGAAAGAGAUGGUAAAAAAGAAUCAACCGUCUUUGAUGCUGUGUUGAUUUGUUCUGGACAUCAUGUGUACCCCAACCUACCAAAAGAGUCCUUUCCAGGACUAAAACUUUUUAAAGGCAAAUGCUUCCACAGCCGGGAUUAUAAGGACCCGGAAAUAUUCAAGGGGAAGCGAAUCCUGGUGAUGGGCCUGGGGAAUUCAGGCUGUGAUAUUGCCACGGAACUCAGUCACACAGCUGAACAGGUCAUCAUCAGUUCCAGAAGUGGCUCCUGGGUGAUGAGCCGGGUCUGGGAUGAUGGCUAUCCAUGGGACAUGGUGUUUAUCACCCGGUUUGAAACCUUUCUCAAGAACAACCUGCCGACAGCCAUCUCUGACUGGUGGUACAUGAAGCAGAUGAAUGCGAGAUUCAAGCAUGAGAACUACGGCUUGAUGCCUUAAAACGGAACCCUGAGGAAAGAACCUGUGUUUAAUGAUCAACUCCCAGCUUGCAUUUUGUGCGGCACGGUGUCCAUUAAGCCGAAUGUGAGAGAAUUCACUGAGACUUCAGCCAUUUUUGAGGAUGGCACGGUGUUUGAGGCCAUCGAUUGUGUCAUUUUUGCAACAGGCUAUAGUUAUGACUACCCCUUCCUUGAUGAGUCCAUCAUUAAGAGCAAAAACAAUGAGGUCACCUUGUUUAAAGGCAUUUUCCCUCCUAAACUGGAGAAGCCAACCAUGGCAGUGAUUGGUUUUGUCCAGUCCCUUGGGGCUGCCAUUCCCACGGCUGACCUGCAAGCCCGCUGGGCAGUACAAGUAAUAAAAGGAACUUGUACUUUGCCUUCUGUAACAGACAUGAUGAAUGAUAUUGAUAAAAAAAAGAGGAAAAAGCUCAAAUGGUUUGGCACCAGCGAGACGGUACAGACGGAUUAUAUUACAUAUAUGGAUGAACUUGCCUCCUUCAUUGGGGCAAAGCCCAACAUCCCAUGGCUGUUCCUCACAGAUCCCAAACUGGCUGUGGAGGUGUUCUUUGGUCCUUGCAGCCCAUACCAGUUUAGGCUGGUGGGCCCAGGCAAGUGGCCAGGAGCCAGACAUGCCAUCCUGACCCAGUGGGACAGGACCCUGAAGCCCAUGAAGACGAGGGCUGCUGGGACCCCUCAGAAGCCUUGCUUGCUCUGCCGUUGGGCCAGGCUCCUCAUUCUCCCUGCUCUGUUCAUUGCUGUUUUCUUUGCAUUGAUCUAAUUAUCAUUCGUCCUGGGCUUCUGAAAGUUACUGACAACACCCAGGAAGGAACUUUUCUAUUUAAAAAUUAAGAGUUUCACACCUCCUACUUUCUUACUCAACAGACAUUAGUCAGUAAAACUGUACUAUUUCCAGGCUUUUAAAUAAGCCUCUUUAAGAAUAAUGUGAUGAUCUAAAGACAGCACUAAUCAUUUCUCUUUAGAUUCCACUAACAUCUCAUCAUCACAAUUACGCUCUUCACCUCUAAUCUCAAUCGUGUCCUGAAACAUUUUGACAUGAUUUCUUUUCUCCUUCAAUCAAGGUUUGAAAUACAUACUUUAAAUCUAAACAAAGAGCAGAUUCAGCGGAAUAGUUAUGGACAUUCUCCGGCCACCCCUGCAAACCAUUUUCAGGAGGAUCAAGUAGAGAAUUUGGCUAUUAAUUCUAUUUUUGUUCUACACCAAAUCCUCCAGGCAAUGCGUCCUGCUCCCUGGCCAAAGAGCAGAGCACGGAGGCCUGGUCAAUAACAAAAGUUAACAAGAGUGAACUUAUCACAGCUAUAUUCUGAGUAAGGACACAAGCUUUCCAACAUGUAGCAGCAAAAUAAUGUCAACAACAAUGAGUAGAACACGAAAUAUGCCUUUUAGAUGAAU
Molecule: messenger RNA, 2299 nt
Organism: Lontra canadensis (Northern American river otter)
Lineage: Eukaryota; Metazoa; Chordata; Mammalia; Carnivora; Mustelidae
Gene: FMO3
Product: flavin containing dimethylaniline monoxygenase 3
Molecular function (GO): NADP binding; N,N-dimethylaniline monooxygenase activity; flavin adenine dinucleotide binding
Source: RefSeq, a predicted model, not a curated record